Nematocida major is the source of this 2592-nucleotide messenger RNA. RefSeq lists its product as uncharacterized. The record is from RefSeq and is a predicted model, not a curated record. The coding region runs from base 1 to 2592 and encodes 863 amino acids. NCBI's taxonomy places the organism in Eukaryota, Fungi, Microsporidia. The transcript has a single exon.
AUGCGUAUGAAAGUAAGAAAGACAAAACAGAUAGCCGCGUAUGCGCUGUUUCUGGGCUGUCUGCGCAUCCAGAGCGCAGCUGGCUCUUUUCAGAGGCGCGGCGAAGAAAGAAAUGCACAGUGCGGCCCUUCUUCUAGAGACCUAAGCUUCGAGGAACUAGAGAAGAGAGAAGCAGCAGAGCAGAUUAUCCGCAUGAGCAAAAGACUUUGCAGUGAGUUUCCCUGGGGAGGCCUUGGCGAGGUGCCCGCCUUGCUCAAAAAUGGGUUCUUGCCUGGAGGGAGCGCGCCAAACACGCAAACCCCGGGGGUCCCUUUUUCCUCUGCCACGCAGGCGGGUGUUUGCGUGGAAAAAGAAAAAAGAGCAAUCGAGGGCUUCUCGGAGCCAGCUAGUAAAAAACAGAAGCCCGCGCAAGACAAUGCUGCGUCCGAAGAACGCGCAGCUUCUUGCACCCCCAUGCCUGAUGCAGCGCAGCCAACCGGGCGCGGCGGGAGGCUGCCCAGCUUUAUUGUGCGCAGGCCCUCUCCAGAGAGUGCAAGGUGCGAAAAUUCUGCUUUUGGUGAGAAAAUGACUGCACUUCUGAACAAAAACACUCUGCUAUACGUCUACAAAAGCCUUUUUUUGAUGGAUAGCUAUCUUUUGGUGCAGGGGCACCCGAAAAACAUGCACGAUGCCAACGGCUUUGGGUUUGAAUCUAGCAGGAGGCCGAAACCCCCGUGCUUGCCGGCUUUUAGCCAGAUUCUUGCUGCUCAGGAGCCUGGGUGCAGCAUAUGGUCUUUUCUUCUCGUGUUUUUAAGCGACGCCCAGGAGCUGGAGAAGGCCUUUGGUGUCCUGGCUUCUUUGCGCAACAGUGCUGAUUUGCAGAAAAAGGGGUUUGCACACUACUAUCCGGACUUUUUCAUUGACUGCUUGGCCUAUGUGCGCCAAAACAGCCCGCAGGAGAGCCCCUUGAAGAUGGCUCAAAGAGUCUGCUGCAGAAAAAAAAGGCUGUGCAGGGACAUCUUUGCAUACGACCCGAUUUAUUUAGAGCACCCGGCGCACUGGAAAGACUUUAUGCCCAACCCCCAUCCUCUUUUCUGGAACAGCUUUGCCUUUGUCAUAUUUAUGCCAGAGGUUUCUAGAGACUUUAUGUAUAUGAGCAGAAAAGUGUUUACUGGCGCCAUAUAUUGCAUGCGGAAUAACCCGAAUUCCAAACAGGAAGAGAUAGCCUGCACAGAAAAGGCUAUAAUAGUGUUGGAGUUUCUGUGGGUGUCCAUAAACAAACAAGCGGCGAACUAUCCAUACCUAUCUAAAGAAAAAGAGAAGAACUACCAGCGCCUUAUAGAGAAGAUGCCACAAAAGGGCAAGAAAGCUGCACAGGCAAUGUAUCCGAUCAUACAGCAUGCGCUCAAGCUGUUCUACAAAAACUGCGCAGCGGAAUACAGAAUAGUGGCGCGCAGCUCAGUGCGCAGCUUUUGUAGAAUGCUAGGAAAGGCUGCGGUUACAGGCCAGCUGUAUGCAAAAAGCACCGUGUCUUUUUCUUGCACCAACGAAACCAUCGUGUGCCUGGAGGAGCAAACAAGUCUCCAAUACAUAGAAGGCCCUCUGAGUGCAGAGGGCUGGCCGGAGCACUACCACAUCCACUUUGUGGACAACAAUGCCCAGACAUAUAGACAGAUGUGCAUGCCUUUGUGCAAAAUUGGCGAAAGCAUGGUGCACAUCCACAGAAUAUCAGACAUUAUCAGGCACAUCUCCAUGGUUUUCGAGAUAAACAUAUACAAGGUGCGCGCGCUAAAGUUCCAGCACGCAACAGGAGAGUGGAUCAUGCUUACGGGCCAGGAUCUUUUCAAAAGCGUGAAGGAUCUCACUGUUGUGUUCUACUACAUUUCAGAGCCUCUGGCGAGUGGCUAUUUCACGCUGGCGGUGUUCAGGAGUCCAAUGAGCCCCGCCGGAAAAAUACAGAUUCCGCUGUUUAUGCCGCCCUUUUUCCGGAGCGCGCUGUUUUUAUCUCCCUACACAGAGCAUAACCUUGAAGGGCACCCGCUGGUGUCUUUUCACGAGCUUGUGCACAAGGGGGUGAAGCCGAGCGUGUAUGUGUAUACUGAAAAUCCACUACACAGCUUUUUUAUGAAAAGCCCGAGCAUGCUGUACAAGUACCAGGAAGCAAUGUACAGCGACUUUUACAUCGGAAGCCCUGCGGGCGCGCCCCGGUGCUGGGAGUAUUGCUUUAGGCUUCUCAACAGCACAACAGCGUGCUGGUACACAAGAGUCCACGAAAACCUGGAGAUAUACACGCACUACAGGUUCAAAUACGUGCCUGGAGGCAGUGCUAUAGAAAAGCACAACUUCAUAGAAAGCAUGAUUGGCAAAAUCAUCAGUCAUUAUGCUGCAGAGGAUGCAAUGGUGUGCGGGUAUACACUAAACAUGGAGGCGGGCGGGCAGCUCAGGAAAGUAAGCGACAUUCACGCCGGCGUGGUGUCUGCAGAGCAGCCUUCGCGCAGCCUCUGUGUGCCCGAGCACACAUAUUUGGCUAUUCGAAGCGUGCGGAAAUUCAAGCCCGAGCUUCGAAUACACAACCAGCUGGUUAGGUUUUUUUUCCACAAUCGGGCGAUGUAG